This is a messenger RNA of Aricia agestis (brown argus), 970 nucleotides long. Its product is annotated as BLOC-1-related complex subunit 8 homolog. NCBI's taxonomy places the organism in Eukaryota, Metazoa, Arthropoda, Insecta, Lepidoptera, Lycaenidae. The transcript is spliced from 4 exons. The record is from RefSeq and is a predicted model, not a curated record. Bases 59 to 574 code for a protein of 171 amino acids. Gene Ontology annotation, cellular component: BORC complex.
AAACAGUUUAGGUGAUUCGUUAAAUCAUUUCAAGUAGGUAUUUACAGAAGAUUUCAGAAUGGCCUUUGUGUAUCAGGGGGAUUCUGAUUUAGAAUCAAAGGCGAAAAAAGCGGCUGAAAGAAUUUCAGAGAAUAUGCAUAUUGUGGCCAAUGAACCUUCUUUAGCAUUGUACAGAUUACAAGAACAUGUGAGAAAAGCUUUGCCUCCGAUGGUGGAAAGGCGAGUGGAAGUGACGAAACUGCAACAUGAACUGCAAGGACGCUGCUAUGAUGUAGAAUAUGCUUUAAGUGCAGUGAAGUCAAUGGAUGGUGCAGCCAACAGCUUCAAGAACAUACAGGAAUUGUUAAAGCAGUCAAUAUUUUUGAAACAACAGUUAAAAUAUGAGGAGGCUAGGAGAAAUAAAAAAGAUAAAGAUUCAGUUUACAAACGUCUCUCAGCUCAUAUUGUGCUUGACCUUCCCGACCUCUCGGAUUUCUCUAUGAUCCGAGAAACAACUAACCGAUUGGAGAACAUCAUGACACAUGCUCGGGGCUCUAACGCUGAGUUGCACAGAUCUCAUACAACUUUACAUUGAACAUAUACACAUUAAAGCUGUGUGUCCACUGGGUCAGAAUCGGAGCAUACAGUGCGGAUGGAGCUUUGUCGAUCACUUGUCUGGUGCCAAAAUGACGUUCUAGUGUACGCAGUACCAUAGAAAUCGAUACAAAGCAACAAAUCUGUCCGCUCUACGCUUCGAUUCGGAUCUGCAAUAGGCGCAAGUUAAGACUUUAGACUUAGUUCUGCCUGCUUUGGAUUUUAGUGACUUUAAAAUGUUUGCCUAACUAUACAACUCAGGCAUAUAUGUUAUUUUUUUUAGGCCAGGGUUCAGUGACUACAACAUUAUUUAAUGCAUACAACAUUAAUUAAUCUUUUAGGUGAUGGAUGACUUUAAAAAUAUCAAAAAUAUAAAAUUCUCGUGUCACAGUGUUUG